Messenger RNA from Oncorhynchus masou masou (cherry salmon), 3225 nucleotides. Its product is annotated as sodium/hydrogen exchanger 5-like. Lineage: Eukaryota; Metazoa; Chordata; Actinopteri; Salmoniformes; Salmonidae. The annotation marks the transcript as partial. Gene Ontology annotation, biological process: proton transmembrane transport; potassium ion transmembrane transport; regulation of intracellular pH. Gene Ontology annotation, molecular function: sodium:proton antiporter activity; potassium:proton antiporter activity. Gene Ontology annotation, cellular component: plasma membrane. The record is from RefSeq and is a predicted model, not a curated record. The transcript has 15 exons.
GUCUGGUAAACUGUACUCCGCCCCCAGCUCUGGUAAACCGUUCUCCGUUUUCCCCCAGGUCUGGUCUGGUAAACCGUACUCCCCCUCCCCCAGGUCUGGUAAACCGUACUCCCCCUGGUCUGGUAAACCGUACUCCCCCUCCCCCAGGUCUGGUAAACCGUACUCCCCCGGUCUGGUGUUGUAUAAGGUGUACAUGUCCUUCGUGGAGGUGGGCCCUGAGAAUGUUCAGACAGCUGACUAUUUCAAAGGAGUGGCCUCAUUCCUCAUCGUCAGUAUUGGGGGGACCAUGGUGGGUCUGAUCUUUGCUGCUCUCCUAGCCUUCAUCACACGUUUCACCAAGAAGGUCCGCAUCAUUGAGCCUCUAUUGGUCUUCCUCAUGGUCUACCUGGCCUACCUCACCGCUGAGCUCUUCUCUCUGUCCGCCAUCUUGUCAAUGACGUUCUGUGGUAUCGGCUGUAACAAGUACGUGGAGGCCAACAUAUCCCAGAAAUCUCGUACCACGGUGAAGUACACGAUGAAAACCCUGGCCAGCAUCGCCGAAACCAUCAUCUUCAUCUUCCUGGGCAUCUCAGCCGUGGACAAGUCUAAGUGGGCCUGGGACACAGGACUCAUCUCCUGUACGCUCAUCUUCAUCUUCGUCUUCAGGGCCCUGGGUGUGGUCAUGCAGACCUGGGUGUUGAACUGGUUCCGCCUCGUCCCAUUGGACAAGAUCGACCAGGUGGUGAUGUCGUACGGUGGCCUGCGAGGGGCGGUGGCGUUUGCCUUGGUGGUGCUGCUGGAUGCAGAACGGGUCCCGGCUAAAGACUACUUCGUGGCCACAACCAUCAUAGUGGUUUUCUUCACUGUGAUGUUCCAGGGCCUGACCAUCAAGCCUCUAGUGAACUGGCUCAAAGUACCUCGUGCGACCAACCGCAAGCCCACCAUCAACGAGGAGAUACACGAACGUGCCUUUGACCAUUGUCUGACAGCAGUGGAGGACAUCGCUGGACUCAACGGUUACCACCACUGGAGAGACAAGUGGGAGCAGUUUGACAAGAACUACCUGAGCAAGCUGCUGCUGCGGAAGUCUGUGUACCGGAAGAGCGAGCUGUGGGAGGUCUAUCAGAAAAUCAAUAUUAGAGACGCCAUCAGUGUUAUAGACCAGGGUGGCAACGUGCUGACCUCUGCCAGGCUCUCUCUGCCCUCCAUGGCCUCCAGGGCAUCUUUCCCAGAGGUCACCAACGUCACCAACUACCUGAGAGAGAACGGCAGUGGGGUCUGUCUGGACCUCCAGGUGAUUGACAACGUGCCGGGAGCCAAGGUGGAGGAGGAGUCAGAAACGCAUCACUUCCUGGCUGGGAACCUGUACAAGCCCAGGAGACGGUACCAGUCCCACUACAGCAGACACUUCAUGACAGUGGGGGACCACGAGCGUCAGGACAGAGAGAUCUUUCAGAGAAAUAUGAAGAGUCGCAUGGAGACGUUCAAGACCACCCGACACAAACGCCACAGCCACAAGAAGGACCGCAGCCAGAAAAAGAGAAGAGGAUCAGACGUUAAGGAACAGGACCUCAACGACAAACCUCGACGGAACGUCAGCUGGCAAGACAAAGAUCCUGUGGUGGUGCCGGUGGAGUCUGAGGAUGAGAAGGGAGAACACAUGGAGCCAGAGAAGGAGGAGGACGUUGGCAUCACCUUUGUGGCUCGAAAGGUUCCAGACACGCCCAAAGAACGACCCAAAUCUGUCCCGGCUGGUCUGGAGGUGUGUCAGAGCCCCUCCGUGGCCCCGCCCUCCCCCACCUGCAGUGAGAGGAACCUGCCCUGGAAGGGUGGCAUCGGAACCCUGCCGGUGUGCGUUUCCAUGGAGGCUACUAAAAUCAUCCCCAUAGACCUGCAGCAGGCGUGGAACCAGAGCAUCUCCUCCUUAGAGAGCCUGUCCUCUCCGCCGGGCCCCGUAGAGCCCUUACACCCCCGCGUCAGCGCCCUCUCCAGGCUGGGAGGGCAGCGUCCUGUCUCCUACUCUGGUAGUGGAGUUAGUGGCUCUGGUUUUGGAUCCAGAGGGGCUGGGUCAAUAGUGGCUCAGGGCAUCGCUCGGUUUGAGUUCCCUCCAGGAGGAGAGGAGAAGGAGGAGGAAGAGGGACCCUCGUCUGAGCAGGAGCUUCAGCCCCUCAUGUCAUCCUCUGUGAGGCCCCCUGGCCCCCCGCCCCCUCCCCCCCUGGCCCAGGGUCUAGGGCGGAGGAGGAACCCCUGUGUGUACCUGAGGAGCCUGGUCACAGCGCCCCCUCCUGGCAGUGAGCCGCUGGCGCGCAGCAGAGGGCCCACUCAGCUUUAAUGGCUCCAACCACAUCUCUGGUGUUGCCCCGUCGACCCAGAUCUAGGAUCAGCUUACUCAACCAAGUCCCUAACCAAUACCUACCAGGGAGAACGACACAAGACUGAUUUCAAAUCAGCUUCUAUGGGCAAUCACGUCCCUCACUGCCUCACACACUCAACAGCAGAACAGUCACCCAACCACACACACACACCAGCUCAGGCCGUCCAACCCCCUCAGCUCUGCUACUUCUCCUUCCAGACGACGAGUCUUCAUCUCCUUCACACACACACACACAUACACACACACACGCACGCACGCACACACACACACACACACACACACACACACACACACACACACACACACACACACACACACACACACACACAGGAUGUUGGACUAAUACAGCGAUGAUGAUAUUGAGGAAGUAUAAUGAGCAUCCCAAAAUAGCACCCUAUUCCCUAUAUAGUGCACUACUUUUGACCAGGGCCCCCAAUAGGGAAUAGGGUGCCAUUUGGGACGAAGGCUGAGAGUUUUGAUUUGAUGUGGCAGCUGGUACAGUCACAGAUAGACAGACACAGUGCAUUGUGGUCCAGGGUUGGGGCCGUCCGUCCAUGUGGUAAAACAAUACCAGUUUCCAGAAAGAGUGUUGUUGAUUGAUGACCAGAUCCUGGUCCCUGAUUGGUUCUACCCCCCCCCAGCUCCCUGCAGGGGUCGAGGUUCUGCCCUGUCUGUUUCAUACACUUGAAUAUAAGUCAAUGUCAAGAUGUAAGCCGAUUUGGGAAAUAUAUCUGUCUAUAGCCGGACUGCCACAUUGCCCAGGCCUUAUGGGGUGUGUCCAUCUAACAUCAAACGCUCCAUUCAACCCCCAGUACUCUCCUCCUCUCCUCUCCUCUCCUCUCCUCUCCUCUCCUCUCCUCUCCUCUCCUCUC